This is a messenger RNA of Porites evermanni, 470 nucleotides long. Lineage: Eukaryota; Metazoa; Cnidaria; Anthozoa; Scleractinia; Poritidae. The record is from the annotation of a GenBank genome assembly.
GCAAGAGAAGUGGAACAACGAUUUGAGGAAAAAUGGGGAUUUCCUGGUGUUUUAGGUGCUAUCGAUAGAUGUCAUAUUCUAGUCAAAGGACCACGAAAAAACCUAAAACAGUACAUAAAUCAUAAGGGGUUUCACUCGCCGCAGUUACAGGUAAUUUGCGAUGCGGACAUGCUAUUCGCUGAUGUGUUUUGUGGUUAUCCUGCUUCUGCACAUGAUGCCAUAGUCUUCAGAAAUUCACCCUUUUUCCAAGAUGCUGAAGCAAAUCCCGAUGUCGUAUUUCCAAGAAAUAUCCAUCUGAUUGGUGACUCUGCAUACCCUUUAAAGGUGUGGGUGCUCACCCCUUUUCGAGAAAAUGGGCGUCUCACCAGGAGACAAAGAUGAUAUAAUUUCGUUCACAGCUUGACAAGAAUGAUUGUAAAAAGAUCCCUCAGUCUCUUAUAAGGGUAGAUUUAGGAAGACAAAGACACUAA